Planococcus citri (citrus mealybug) is the source of this 1838-nucleotide messenger RNA. RefSeq lists its product as uncharacterized. The record is from RefSeq and is a predicted model, not a curated record. The coding region runs from base 185 to 1771 and encodes 528 amino acids. The transcript is spliced from 5 exons. NCBI's taxonomy places the organism in Eukaryota, Metazoa, Arthropoda, Insecta, Hemiptera, Pseudococcidae.
UUAGUUAUUAUCUGACAAUUAAAACAUGCGUUCUGUUAAUACCUUCAAGUUGAAAUAUUAACUGAUAAACUGUAUAAAUUUAUUAUUAUUAUUGUGUGAUAAUGUGAAAAUAAUUACCACAGUGUCAUGAGAAUUUCAAUUGGAUGAUUUUUGUUUCGUUGAUACAAAAAUUCAUUUGUUAUAGAUGGUCAUAAUUGUAAUAUUUCUACUCUUAUUCACCAACUGUGUGAUUACCAAUUCUGAAUCAAAAGUACAAAAAUGGUUGGACAUACGUUCAGAUAUUUUUUCUGUACCCAUCAAGUAUAUGAUCCAUCUUGAACCUGAAGAUCCGAUAUUUAGGAAAAUAAAACGUAGUGUAACUGAGGAUAUAAAGACUGAAGAGACUGUUAUCACCAAUACUGAAAUAAUCGCUGAUAAUGAAAAUGGCAAUCGCAAUAAACGAACUAUCAAUAACAAUUCAAGUGAUCAUAAGAGUAGUCAAGGGCCUAAUUUAAAUGUGAAAGCUGGAUUACAAUAUCAUCAUCAGCAAAGGCAUCCUAAUGGGAGUGUAUCAGGAGGAUAUGCAAUGUUGGAUCCAAAAGGUUCUCUGCAAGUUAUGCAUUAUGUAUCAGAUGAUAAAGGAUAUAGGGAAUACCCAGAAGUUGGUGAACCAGGAUCACAAGCUUCCGCUGCCAAUCAUUAUUUCCAGUUUCAACCACAACAACUGCCCAAUCAACCAGCUACACAACCACACAUUGAAGUUGUAUCCAAUGGUGAUGUAGGAAACCAAGCAAUAAAUCCAAACCAAGACAAUAGCUUGAAAAGUCUGAAUAAUCGGCAAGAGGCUAAUCUAGAUGGUGUUGGCUCACCUCAAACUCAAAUUCUACAAUCUGCAGUCAUUACUGUGGGCCAACAUGGUCCCAAAUCCCCCUUAUACCAUAAAUAUCACCGACCAUCGCCUCAAGAAGUGCAAAGGUCAUACCAAGAGCGUCUUUUGAAAUCUGGAUUAGAUCCUAGUUUAUUCAGUCCUCCUGAACCCAGUGCUAUAUCCGAUGUUAUACGAGAUAAACCAAUGCAGGUUACUGGAGUAUUUAAUCAAUAUCAACCUCCUCCUUACCAAGUCAAAUACCAGGAUGUAACACUACCUCCACCCCAAGAAUUAUAUGCAAAGCAGCAGCCUUUGGACUUGUAUCCCAAUCAACCACCCUUCGCACCUGCAGUCAACCAGCAAUUACAACAACCAUAUCCGGAAAAUAUCCCAGCUCAACCACCUUCACAUUUCCAAGCAUUUGAUCAACAAGCGUUUCCCCCUGGUCAAGAUGGUCAGCAGGCAAUUCCUCAGCUUCAAGAUGCAUUUCCACCUGGUCAACAAGGUUUUGCUCCUGGUCAACAAGGACUACCCCCUUUGGCUUUGCAACCAGUUGUUAAUCAACCUUAUCCGGCCAAUAUACCUAUUUAUGAUGCUCCUGCACCUCCAAAUGUUCCUACUUACAUCCAGCCGCCUCCUAGUAGCAUACCAAUUUAUAAUCAGCAAUAUCAAAUAGGUCCUGGGCCAGCUCCUGGUCUUGCUCCGGGUCCUGGACCAGGUCCAGGACCAGUUCCUGUUCCUGUUUUUGCUCAACCGCCACCAAAUAAUAUUCCUAUCUACUAUGAUCCGCAACAAAUGCCUCCAGGAAAUGUUCAAAAUACAUAUUAUGCUAGUGGGUCCAGACCACAACCAAAAACAUUUGUUCAAAAUACAUUCUAUGCCAGUGGACCUACUCCACAACCAAUAGCAGCUAAAAAUCGCUAGUCUUAGUUUAAGAUUGUGUUUUUUUGAUGUUGGUAAUUGUGUUUGUGUUAUAAUAAAUUGGUAUGUU